CAUCGUCCCCGCAGCGCUGGCCAUCCAACGCCCAGCACCCCACCCCACCCACCGAGCCGGAGGAAGAAACGGUGCCGCGGCGCGGAGGAAGAAGCCUCUCGACCCUUCACCCCUCGCCCCGCCGCCCGAUCAAGUUGGUGACCCAUGGCGGCCGAGGGGGAGGACGAGGCGGCGGCGAUCGAGUGUCAGCUAGAGCAGCAGCUGCAGGAGCAGCGGUCCUCCCUCGCGGCCGUCGACGAGGCUCUCGCCGCCGACCCCUCCAACGCCGACCUCCUCGAGGUUCAUGAGGAACUUCUUGCUGCAAUUAAGGAUGCAGAGGAGGGACUUCUCCACCUGAAGCGCUCUAGGCUAGUGAAGCAAAUAGAUGAGAUCUUUCCGAAUCAGGAAGUGACAUCCCAAUCACCAGAAGUUGCUAUAGAACCAUUGGAUGCAGAUGAUGUUGAGCCAGAACCGUUGGAGCCACAUGAUUUUUCAGUUGGAUCAAAGUGUAGAUUCAGGCACAAGGAUGGUCGUUGGUACAAUGGAUGUAUUAUAGGACUUGAAGGUUCAAGUGAUGCUAGGAUCUCAUUUCUGACUCCAACAUCUGAAAACAUGUUGAUGUGCAAGUUCUUUCUACAGCAGCGAUGUCGGUUUGGUAGUAACUGCCGCAUGUCCCAUGGUGUUGUAAUUCCUACCUCAGCCUUGAAACAGUUCACUCCAACUAGAUGGCAGCAAUCCUUGGUAGGCUCCAGCAUACUGGCAGCUUCUGGGCAUCAUUCUGGCCUUUGGAGGAGGGCGGAACUCGAGUCAUGGGAUGAUGAUCUGAAGCUUGGCCAGGUGGUCUUUCAAGAUGAUGGGAGCUCUGCCAGGCUUCCAAGUGAUUCUCUUUCUAUCCCAGAAUAUGCUGAUAUGAGCAAUGACGUCAAUGAAGGAAGCUCCAGUGAGGAAGAAUCUGAGUUCAGUGAAGAUGGCGAUCAAGAGGAUGAUUCCAUUCAUCAGGGUAUUGGCCUUUUAGAAUCUACAAAUUUCGGUGGCAUACAGACAGACACCGUGAUCUUUGCAAAAUGGGAGCACCACACCAGGGGUGUUGCCUCUAAAAUGAUGGCAAAAAUGGGAUACCGAGAGGGGAUGGGGCUAGGUGUAUCUGGUCAAGGCAUGCUUGAUCCAAUUCCGGUUAAGGUACUACCCCCAAAGCAAUCACUUGAUCAUGCAUUUGCUGCUAGCGAGGCUGACGUAAGUAUUGGCAGUGGGAAAAAGCGCAGUCGGGGUGGGAAAAGGAAGCGUGAGAAGAAGUUUGCAGAACAGGCGAGGGCUGCUAAAGCUGAAGAAGCAGAGAGGUCUGUCUUCAACUUUCUCAACAGUCAGCUAGUGGGCCAAGAUGUGCCUGAACGUUCGGCCACCAAAUUUAGAAAGGGGCCAUCUGCUGAGGCCAAUGGGCAUGCUAAAAAGGAGGACAGAAGAUCCUUGGUCGCAUACGACGAGGAAGUAAAAGAACUAAGGAUUCGAGUUGAGAAACUGGAAGAAAUGAAAAACCGAAACCGCAAAGACAAGGCAGUGUACGAAGCGGCUUCAAGGAAAUUGGAAGAGACUCGAAAGGCACUCGCUGAUGCUGAAGCUACUCAUGCUUCAGCAACGAACGCGAUUGCUAGAAAGGAGAAAGAGAAGAAGUGGUUAAAAUUCUGAUAUCAAUUUCAUGUGCCAGUGAUGCAUGCCGUGAUGCAUGCAACUUAAGGACAGGCCGCUUGUCUAUUUCUCUUCUGAUAAGAAUCGUCUAUUUCUCUUCUGAUAAGAAUCUAGCGAUGCCGUGAUGCAUGCAACUUAAGAUUCUUCGUUCCAUCAGCUGUUUCACUUUUAUGCCUGUCAGGUUUUAGUAGAUCUGUUGUAGAAAUAGUAAUACUAAUUAUUAAAGGAUGUGGUAUCUAUUUAGAGGAGUUUUUGGCUCAUUAUAAUCAUCCUGUAAUAGUUCUGAAUCCAAUCAUUUGACACAACCGGUCAUUUCAUUUUCAUUUCCUUUCAGUAUAUCAGAUGGAUGAAUGCUACGCCUAUUCUGCUGUAUGCAACUACCAUUCCAUGUGAUUCCUGAUUUGAAA
This is a messenger RNA of Phragmites australis (common reed), 2069 nucleotides long. Its product is annotated as zinc finger CCCH domain-containing protein 18. Bases 145 to 1662 code for a protein of 505 amino acids. Gene Ontology annotation, molecular function: metal ion binding; nucleic acid binding. NCBI's taxonomy places the organism in Eukaryota, Viridiplantae, Streptophyta, Magnoliopsida, Poales, Poaceae. The record is from RefSeq and is a predicted model, not a curated record. The transcript is spliced from 4 exons.